This is a messenger RNA of Sphaerodactylus townsendi, 2458 nucleotides long. RefSeq names its product H6 family homeobox 1 (gene HMX1). Gene Ontology annotation, molecular function: RNA polymerase II transcription regulatory region sequence-specific DNA binding; DNA-binding transcription factor activity, RNA polymerase II-specific. The transcript is spliced from 2 exons. Gene Ontology annotation, biological process: regulation of transcription by RNA polymerase II; negative regulation of DNA-templated transcription. Gene Ontology annotation, cellular component: nucleus. Lineage: Eukaryota; Metazoa; Chordata; Lepidosauria; Squamata; Sphaerodactylidae. Bases 258 to 1175 code for a protein of 305 amino acids. The record is from RefSeq and is a predicted model, not a curated record.
GGAGCGCGCGCCGCCUUGCUCAGGCGCGCGCCCCUGCUCGGUGCGCCCCUCUCCGCGCAUCCCAUUUGCGCGCGGCUCGUCCAAUCCGCUCGUGGCUGCGGGCUUGUAACCCGCCGGCCCGCCCGACAUCUUCCUUUCCUCCCGUGGGCUUCGGGGCGGAGUGGGGCGAUUGGGCGCGGGCAGGCGGGGAGGGGUCCCGGCGGAGGGGAGGCGCUGCAGGCCCCGCGCAGCAGCCCGCCGGGCGCCCGGCCACCAACAUGCCCGACGAGGCGCCCUUCAGCCAGCGCUCUGCCUCGGCGCGCGUCUCCUCCUUCUUCAUCGCCAACCUGCUGGGCGCCGAAGCCAAAGGCGGCGGCGGCGGCAGCGGCGGCGAGGAGCGCAAGGCGGACGUCGCUGCCGACGGGCCCCGGGAGAGGCGGAGCACGGGCACACCGGCCGCCAGCCCAUGCGCCUUCGCCUGCUGCCAGUGCCGCGCCGCCCGCCUGGACCUCGGCCCGCCCGGCUACCCGCUCCGAGAAAGCGCCCUGGACUGGUACCGAGGGGCGCACGUGGCCUUCAUCGGAUGCGCCAGCCCGGAGACCAGCGACAGAGAUUCUCCGGAGUCCCCUGAGGUGGCGGCCGGCGCGGCCCGGAGCCCCGCAGGGCGGCGAGAAGAGGCGGCGGGCAGCGCGGCGGCGACUGAGGAGCGAGUCGAGGCGCGGUCGAGUGCGGCGGCGGCGGCGGCCGGGCGCAAGAAGAAGACGCGCACGGUCUUCAGCCGCAGCCAGGUCUUCCAGCUGGAGUCCACCUUCGACGUGAAGCGCUACCUGAGCAGCGCCGAGCGCGCCGGCCUGGCAGCCUCGCUGCACCUCACGGAGACGCAGGUCAAGAUCUGGUUCCAGAACCGGCGCAACAAGUGGAAGCGGCAGCUGGCCGCAGACCUGGAGGCCGCCGCGCACCUCGCCCAGCCGGCCCAGCGCCUGGGUGUCGCGCCCAUUCUUUCACCGACGAGAACUUCGCCUUCCACUGCAGCGCCCUGCUCGGUGCAAGCUUACCUGCAGCCCUUCUGGCCCCAGUCCCACGCCUUCGCUGCUGCGGGCCCUCUCUUACUCCUGCUGCCGCUGGCCUCCUUCUCCUCCGCAGCGGCGGCCCCGACGGCGCCCUUCCUGCGCGCGCAGAUGAGCGGCCUGGUGUGAUCACGCGCCCCUGGUGUGAUCACGAGCCGGGGACCGGACUGCGCUCAAGGGGCUGCCUGGCUAGUUGGGGGGAGGGCGGCCGGCAGCGGGAGCAAGGAGGGAGACGACCCCCUUGGCCAGCCCCGCCAGGUCUCAGCGUCCUCCUCCGAUGCGCCCGGAGACGCGCCUGCGGCAGCACCGUGGUCCGCCCGCGCAUUCCCGGAGCCGAGAGCCUCGACGGUGCCGAGCAAGAGAAGAAUGUAUUUUGUCCUGGAGACAUUUUUCCCGCCCCUUCCCCCCCCCCCAACGGGGCACGUCAAAGGGAGACAGGGAAGGUCGUGCCCCUAACCCCUGCCGCCGCCGCCGCCGCCGGCUUCCUGGCCUCGCCGCGGGCUCGCCAGCGUGGAGGCCAAGUUCGGGCCUGCUGCGGGGCUUGGCUUGGCGGGCCUGCUGCGAAGGUCCCCCUCCCGGGAAGCGGGGCGUCGGCGGGCGCUGCGUUCCCCCAAAGAGGGCCGGAUUGGCCGCCGGGCCAAGGGCUGCGUCUGGGCCGCGCUCGUGUGGCGAAGGAGAGAGAAUGGAUGCCGGGCCGUUCCCGAGUUGUUCGCUGUGCUUUUUCCCUCCGCAAGGCUUGCAAAGGCCAACGAGCGCGUCUCCCUCGCCCCACCGCGCAGCACGCCCGGCCCGGGGCACGGACGGAGCCAGCGAUUUUCUCACCGUUUUCCGCCGCACCUCCCAGGCCUCAGCCAGCCCGCAAGGGAGCGUCGCUCUGCGUAACGCCUCGCGGGGUCCCAGUUCGGGUUGCAGUGAAGCGCGGGUGGACCCCUCGGAAGACUUUGGCCGGGCAGGUCAGGCUGUGUCAAGCAGGUGCCGCCCGCCUUUCCUGCAGGAACCGCCUUUCCUCGUUUUGGCUCAGCGCGGUUGACAGUAACAUCACCGGGUCCCAAAUUAAUCCUCCGGGGGGGGGGGGGCGGCGGCGGCUUUUGUUAAAAAGGGAGCUGAAAGGAAAGGAGGCCGAGAGAGGGGGCUGGCAGGCGGGGUCUCGCAGGGAUCUGCCUGGAGAGAUCGGCUUUGAUCCUUCACCUUGUCGUGAUAUCCCGACGGAUUUCUGCCUGUUUGCUGGGUGAGGUUCGCUCUGAGUGGCCUGGCCUGGGUUCGAGGGGGGAGGGUCGUUUUUUCGUUUGUUUUUGUUUUUAAUUUUCUGUUUUAUUGCUUAAUUUAUGUUUGGGCAGGUCUGGUUUGUACGCGGUUCCGCCGCUCCUGAGACGACACGUUUUAUCCCAACAUGAUCUAUGCAGAGAACUUAA